This is a messenger RNA of Gadus macrocephalus (Pacific cod), 1044 nucleotides long. It is a transcript of the gene hikeshi, whose product is annotated as heat shock protein nuclear import factor hikeshi. Lineage: Eukaryota; Metazoa; Chordata; Actinopteri; Gadiformes; Gadidae. The transcript has a single exon. Gene Ontology annotation, cellular component: nucleus; cytosol. Bases 210 to 812 code for a protein of 200 amino acids. Gene Ontology annotation, biological process: protein import into nucleus. Gene Ontology annotation, molecular function: Hsp70 protein binding; nuclear import signal receptor activity. The record is from RefSeq and is a predicted model, not a curated record.
GUCGAGCUGUGGAUGAGGGGGCAGGACAGAAGUUUCUCUCCAACACGCCAAGAAUAUCAACCGAACCUUGAAGUUAUUAUUGAUUACUGUGGACGCAACCACGGCGGGCCGGGUUUAUUCUCUACGGGAUUAGACCCGUUAAGAAGUGAGUCUAGUGUGUGGUUCCCGCUAGCCUGGUGCUAGCCUGGCGCUAGCUGUGGUUCUGCGGUAUGUUGGGCUGCCUGGUGGCGGGCCGGCUCGUCCAGACCGACCCGCUCAGGGUCGCUGGGGAUAAGUUCGUGUUCAACCUAGCGGACUACGAGAGUGUGAACCAUGUGGUGGUGUUCCUGUUGGGUACGGAGCCCUUCCCGGCCGGAAUGGGGGGCGCCGUGUACUUCUCGUUCCCUGACCCGGCGGCUGGGGGACAGGUGUGGCAGCUGCUCGGCUUCAUCACCAACGAGAAGCCGAGCGCCAUCUUCAAGAUCUCCGGCCUGAAGGCGGGAGAGGCAGGAGGCGCGCACCCCUUCGGGACGAUGGGGGCCGCCUCCCCGGCCAUCUCCAUGGCCCAGGUCGGGGUGUCCGUGGAGUUGCUGGACCAGCUAGCCCAGCAGACCCCGGUGUCUGCCGCCACCGUGUCCACCGUGGACCCUUUCAUGCAGUUCACGCAGAAGAUGCUGGACAGUUUGUACAACUUUGCGUGUUCGUUCUCCGUCACCCAGGCCCAGAUGACCCCCAGCCCCAGCGAGACCUUCAUCCCGUCCAGCUGCAUCCUCCGCUGGUACGAGAACUUCCAGCGACGGCUGGCCCAGAACCCCACCUUCUGGAAGAGCUGAACGACCCCCAGCGCCCGGAGCAGGACGGGGUCGCCGACCCGCUCCUGGGGGAUCCUUGUUGCCAAAGCAGAGCCGCUGCAUGAUGAUGCCCCAACCAGACCCAAACAUAUUUAUUUAAAGGGUUUUAACUUUGCUAUCUAGUUGCUAAGCUCUUCACUCUCCGCAGCACAUAUUCGGCUCGGAUUUAAAUAAAAGUAUAUUAACAAGGUUCUAGUCCUUGAAUGCUUCUGAG